This is a messenger RNA of Mycena indigotica, 3189 nucleotides long. RefSeq names its product Inositol polyphosphate phosphatase. The coding region runs from base 7 to 3189 and encodes 1060 amino acids. Gene Ontology annotation, molecular function: phosphatidylinositol-4,5-bisphosphate 5-phosphatase activity. The transcript is spliced from 17 exons. Lineage: Eukaryota; Fungi; Basidiomycota; Agaricomycetes; Agaricales; Mycenaceae. Gene Ontology annotation, biological process: phosphatidylinositol dephosphorylation; mRNA splicing, via spliceosome. The record is from RefSeq and is a predicted model, not a curated record.
UCUCUCAUGACGUCUCCUGCCAUCGCUGGGCAGACACGGCAUCCUAAUGUUCUCGCUCGACUACAAGCACUGUUCCCAACUUCGCCAAACCCUUCUUCACCUACAUUGGCCCACAACUUGAAAAUUAGGAUGGUCACCUGGAAUAUGCACGACUCCCUCCCAAAGGGUGAUUUGACCGAACUACUCGGCCGGAUUCCUCCGUAUCGACCACAAGUGUUCGAGUCUCAAAUGCCACAAUUCCUGAUGGAGGACCAGCAUCCGUACCACCUCGUUGUUGUUGCAGGCCAAGAGUGUCCGUCACUUCUAGAAAUCACUCAAGGCAUUCCAAUGGGAUUUGGGGCAGGAUUCAAACUCAUUGACCGCGACUCUGACCGCGAUAGUUCGCGUUAUUCCUCUGACGCCAGAGAGGCCUUUCCACAUGAUGGACUAGGCUGGACAGCUAUGAUUGAAAACUGGCUCUGUCAUGGCAAACGACAAGCGACGAAUACGCAAACGACUACGAGUGACCGACAAGGACCCUACCAAUUACUUGUCAAAGAACGACUGAUGGGCUUAUAUCUAGCGAUAUUUGUGCACAGGGACCUGCGACCAUUCGUAUCAGGGACUUCGCGCUCUGUUGUCACGACUGGUUUGAUGGGUGGGCGAGUCGGAAACAAAGGCGGAGUUGGUAUCAGUUUAAACAUUGACGGCACGACGCUUCUUUUCAUCAACGCGCACUUAGCUGGUGGGCAAGUCGACCACCUGUCGUUUUCAGUCCUCAAUCUCCAUCUAGCUCACGAAGGAAAAGUUCAACACCGACUGGCUGAUUUCGCCAAAAUUCAGACUGGACUCCAAGUUGAUGAUUUUCUUUCCCCAGAAGAUCCUCGCGUCAUGGCAGAAGACUUGGCUGACAAAUUUGAUUACGCUUUCUUACUUGGCGAUCUCAAUUUCAGAUUAGAUAUCUCUAGGCUUCAUGCCGACUGGUUGAUAUCGCGACAAGACUAUGCUCAAGCUUUGACUUUCGACCAGCUUCGCAAUCUCAUGCAACGGGGAGAGUUCGCAGGCUGGAAUGAAGAGCCCAUACAAUUCCCUCCGACUUUCAAAUACGAUGUACUUCGGACACUGAAGCAUCGGCGGCGACCCUCCAAGCACGAUCAAUGGCGGAAUACACGAGAGAGUGCCCGGCAACUGACGGAGGUCAACGAGCGCGGUGACGAGGAGGGACGUGACAGCGACGAUGUGGAUGCUGCCUCAGUGUCGUCUUCAACCUGGAAUUCCAUGCAUUCACGGCCUGGAACAGAACCAGAUGACGAUUAUUUUCACCCAUCGCCCUCAUCCCAUGCAGUGAGCAGUCUAAGUUCUCCAGGGAGUCGGGUGUCACUGUCGCAAAAAGCCAAGACGAAAUGGCUAGCGAUGACUUCACCCUCAGCCCCUCAUAGUCCAACUACGUGGUUCAAAAAGAAACCUUUCCCUUCAUCUUCACCUGUUAUCGUCACGGCAGAGCACAAACAAGCCCGUCGCCGUCGUUCAUUGGACACUGCAGUACUUCCGCCGAGCCUUAAGCGUUUGAGCUCCACGAGCUCAAGCAUCCAAAGUGACCAAGUCGAUCAACGGCAUGAUGACAAGGGACUCUACGACACAUCUCACAAACAACGAGUACCUAGCUGGUGUGAUCGUGUGAUGUGGAAGACAUCAAUUUCACCCCCCGACGAGGACGAGACGUUUGAUGCCUAUUCUUCGCGACAUCGCAAUCGUGUUGGCCAGCUUUUUGCCAACGCACUGCGACCAUUGUCCAAUCGUACUCGGAGAGGAUCCAGUGAUUUAUCUCUUGACCACUCUUCGUCCCCAACGUCUCCCAACGCUGAACCAACGGCUUCAUUUUCUCGCCUCGUCGAAUCGCAAGGCCACCUCUCGCCCACCAGAUCAGAAGGCAUUCUCGAUCGAAAUGGUCGAAUUGAACGGCAAAUUGCUACUGCAGCUGAUGGUAUCUUUCCGAACCUUAAACGGGCCAACUCCCUUUCACAUAAUCAAUCACCCCCGCUUGCUGUCCGUCCUCGACGCGCAACUCUGGCCGAUGAAACUGCUGCACCCAGUUUACAAAGCCGAGUUGUCACACCUUCUCGUUGGCGCUUUCUGCCUUCCUUCCUGGGAUAUCAUCACAUUGCACAGAGUGUUUCAUCAUCCCAAGAGCCCGCACCCUUGACUGAUGUUAUGCCUCCUCCUCCAAGGCCCUUUCGGCGCGGUGAUGUUGUCUGUCUCAACUACAACACCCUCGAUGACCGUCAAAUGAGAAAAUUGGAGGGAAGAAGCUUGCUUACCUCCUCCAUGCAAGGAUUCAAUAAAUACUAUCCACCGGACUUUUUCGAUAAUAUCGAGAAGCAUAGCAGUUUAAACUCGUAUCGAGGAAAGCAUGCUUUGGGAGAUCGUGCCAGGAAACUGGACCAGGGAAUCCUGAUCACACGCUUUGAACUUCCGUUCAACAUCUGGUGUGGAACAUGCAACAAUCAUAUCGGCAUGGGCGUAAGGUACAACGCAGAGAAAAAGAAAAUCGGCAACUAUUAUUCAACCCCCAUCUUCUCUUUCCGCUGCAAAUGCCACUUGUGCGACGGUUGGUUUGAGAUCCAGACAGACCCAAAGAACACACGUUAUGUGGUCGUCUCGGGUGCAAGACAGAAAGAAGAGAACUGGAGCCCGGAGGAGAACGGGGGGUUUUGCUGUCCACGUAAUGCUCAAGCCUCUGACCCACUGACCUCGUUGGAAAAGACUACAGACACUCAAAAGGGUCUGAUUCAAGUCCAUGAUCGUCUCGAGUCUCUGCAAGAAGCAUCUGAUAUCUACAACGCAGACCCUUUCGCGCUGUCCAGCAGGGUAAGGAAGCACUUUAGGGAGGAGAAGAAGAUCGAACAAGCGAAUAAGCAGGCGGAUGACGGAAUCAGAGGGCGAUAUGGUCUCCCUGAAACUCUCACCCUCAUCGCCGACGAUGACGCGGCAGUGAAAACUGCUCAGGAAAAGUGGGCACACGCUAGACGUGAAUUGGACGUUUCCACCAGCCGCAGCCUAACUGGUGUUACACGAACUCGAAAACAACCCUCGACGGUAGCUAACCUCAAAGCACGUAUAUUAGGCAAUACGGCUAGGAUUCAGAUUCGACAGCGAGUAGAACAACAAGUACAUGUACAGAGAGCAGAUAAUGAAAGGAAGGAGCAAUGA